AUGUUCGGAGUCGCCUGGGACGAGCAAACACAGCAGCGUCUUGCUGAAGAGACGCGCCUUGCUAUAGAAGAACAGAAGAUGAAGGAACUUGAACUUGGAAGCCAGGAUGGCAGGAGUGUGAUCGGAUCGGCCAUCACACGACGUUCCUCCUCCACAGCGGGCAAGUCUGGUCGCACGAGUCACUCAAAGGGUAGCGCUGUAUCGAAGCUUAAGAGGGCCUUCCUAGGAGCACGUCUGUCCAACAAAUCUGACGACAAGCCGCGACCAAGCUCCUACUACGCCCCCUCCUCGAGGCUGUCCUCCAUCUUUGCCGAGAACAACUACAUCAUUUCUGGCAACUCUGACCAGUUGGUUAUUCCUGAUAUCAACCACAUCAACGAGAGUGGUGGGCUAUCGAAAGUGCAUACCGCGGAAGAUCAACCGGCGGCGCCCGCACCGCCAAAGCAAAUCCAAGAAAGCACCGCACUAGAAGAAUUGGAGGGCUUGAAAACGCCCCAAUCCAAGCCGCCAACUUUCGUCAUUCACACAGCUCCUUCAACGCCGGAGGAUGCUGAAAACCAUACUUCUACUGAUGACCCGCCAACUACAACACUGAUCCAGUGGCUGGACGAAGACUCGUAUAUAACGAGGACAACCACUGUCACAUACGAGCCUCGAGGCGACGCUGACGUGAAUGAUCAGGUAAUCAAAACCACCAUUUCAGCCGAUCCCUCGCCCUUUUCAACAACCAAGAGCUCAAAACUCCGACCUUCGCCCCCCAUUGUACGUCCUGCAGCACCAGCUGCGGAUGAUGCGGUUCCAUCAUUCUCGUCCCUUGUCGACAACUGGUUCACCGCUCUUCAGGGCCCCAGUAGAGCCGUCUUGCCGAGUCCUCCAAGCGCGAAGAAUAAUGACAAAUCCGGCCCAAGCCGCGUCAUCAGAUCAGCCGAAGCUCACGAUCCGACCUCAACCCAGGGCUUCCAUCCAGUUUCCAAGGCCCCAAGUCUUCCCCUAAAGUCGCCCAAGCUCAGAGUAACCAACCCGGAUGUCUGGAAACCACCCAAUGAUUGGGGAUGUCAAUCACCCACGGAGUUAUUUCCGAAGGCCAUUGAGAAGCAGGACAAACUCGAAGUUAUCAAGCACGACCAAAAGAACAAGGAUGUAGCUAGAAUGCAGAAGGACGUUGAAUUCAUCGCCAUUUCCAGCCCAAAAAAAGUUUUAUCUCGCCUGACGCAAGGAUUCGGCGAAACGUCCGACACCUCGCCACAUCUUCAAGAGGAGCAAGAUGGGAAGCGCUUGAUGCUUUCGGUACUCUACGACAUGUGCGGAUCUACUGCGACGGUGGUGGACACGGCGAGCCAACCGGAUCAGAGCGUUCCCUGCGCCGCUGGACAAAAGAUCCUCGCCUUGUUUGAGUCUGAAGCAACUGCGUCUUACCUAGCUGUGACUUUUUCGGAAGCCGCAAUCACCCACCUCUCGCUCUCUCCGCUGCCCCAUGAGCUAUUCCCGAACGUACAUCCUCUGUUUGCACCACCCAACAAGGCGUCCAUCUCUUUCGCAGCCAACUCCUUCAACACAGUCUACUGCCUCUCACUGCCGUCACUGGUACCGGCCCAUGAGAUCCUCGAAGUUCUCAAGCAAAUCCAUCGCUGCCUCGCUCCCAACGGCAUUUUGCAGCUAGUGCUGCUUGAUCCCUUCCCAGUGGCAAGGAGACUCGGACCUCGGACAAGAAAGUGGUUCGAGAAGCACAUCCUUUCCAAUCUGCAGUCGCAGUCUCGCUGUGUCAGACCAAGUGCGAUCUUCCCCGGGUUCUUGGAGGAGGCGCAAUUCCGUGUCCGUGAGGAACCAAGCACCAAGAUAAAGUUCUUGGCUAUACCCCCGGAUCCUACAGAUAUGUUCAUUGAGGGUCAGCAGCGCAUUCAGGAAGAGCUCCGAAGCGUCGUGGGCAGAAUGCUUUGGCAGGAAGUCUGGGGCAAGAUGGUGACUGGUGACGAUAACUGGUGGGACGAUCCCGAGUGCGUUGAGGAGUGUUCCAGGCUUGGGACCUUCUUUGAGUUCAGUCGUAUUGAGGCUGUCAAAGUCACCGAUGCUGAGGUUCUAGGAGGCUUCAGCGUCGGCUGCUGA
Messenger RNA from Neurospora crassa OR74A, 2103 nucleotides. RefSeq lists its product as hypothetical. The coding region runs from base 1 to 2103 and encodes 700 amino acids. Lineage: Eukaryota; Fungi; Ascomycota; Sordariomycetes; Sordariales; Sordariaceae. The transcript has 2 exons. The record is from RefSeq and is a predicted model, not a curated record.